Molecule: messenger RNA, 1975 nt
Organism: Oryza brachyantha (malo sina)
Lineage: Eukaryota; Viridiplantae; Streptophyta; Magnoliopsida; Poales; Poaceae
Product: metal transporter Nramp4
Exons: 13
Coding region: 201-1805 (534 amino acids)
Biological process (GO): metal ion transport
Cellular component (GO): membrane
Molecular function (GO): cadmium ion transmembrane transporter activity; manganese ion transmembrane transporter activity
Source: RefSeq, a predicted model, not a curated record
GGUGUGCUGCAGAGGGAUCGCGAGGGUGGGUGGGGGUUGACUCGUAUAUUUCCGCCGCCGCCCGGCCGCUGCUGCUGCUUUUUUCUUGCGGCAGCGCAGGCCUCGAGAGGGAGAACCGUACCGUGGAAUGGUCAACCGGCCGGCGACGCUAGCUUGCGCCACUGGCGGGCGGUGACGGGGGAGAGGCAGGCGGAGAAGCAAUGGAGGAGGGGAGGAGGGGAGGGAGGGAGCACGGGACCGGGAGGGUCGCCGCCGUCUGCAGCGGCGGCGGGGAGGAGAUAGAGAUUGAGGCCGCGGAGGCUUCCUCUUCUGGGCAACGCGGCGGUCUGGACGACAAUGGUGUCCAGGUGCCCGGAUGGAAGAGAUUUCUUGCACAUGUUGGACCUGGAUUUGUUAUCUCCAUCGCAUACCUUGACCCUAGUAACUUGCAAACUGAUUUGCUAGCUGGAUCCAGCCAUAGAUACUCGUUGCUAUGGGUUCUCCUGUUUGGGUUCAUAUUUGUGUUGAUUGUACAAUCGUUGGCAGCAAAUUUGGGUAUCAUUACAGGAAGGCACCUCGCUGAGUUGUGCAUGGGUGAAUAUCCAAAGUAUGUCAAGUACUCCCUAUGGUUACUCGCAGAGCUAGGUGUAAUUGCUGCCACUAUACCAGGAGUUUUAGGAACUGCUUUAGCCUACAACAUGCUACUUCAUAUCCCUUUCUGGGCUGGUGUCUUGGUGUGUGGGGCAUCCACUAUCCUGAUUCUCGGGUUACAGAGUUGUGGGGCUCGGAAAUUGGAGUUCAUUGUAUCAGUUCUUAUGUUGGUGAUGGCUACUUGCUUCUUUAUAGAACUUAGCAAAGUCAACCCUCCUGUUGGAGGGGUAAUUGAGGGGCUUUUUAUCCCAAGGCCCAAAGGAGAAUAUUCUACUUCAGAUAUGGUUGCGAUGUUUGGUUCCCUUAUUGUUCCGCAUAAUCUCUUCCUGCAUUCUUCUUUGGUGCUAACCAGAAUAAUGCCAGAUACUCCCAAAGGACGCAAGGAUACUUCUACAUUCUUCUUGCUUGAGAAUGCAUUAGCUCUCUUCAUUGCACUGCUGAUAAAUGUCGCUAUUGUAUCAGUAUCUGGUACUGUAUGUGCCAAGAAUCUCUCAUCUGCCGACACAAGCACGUGCAGUAGUCUGACAUUGAAUUCAACUUCUGUACUACUCAAGAAUAUUUUGGGAAAAUCAAGUUCAACUGUGUAUGGUUUGGCCCUUUUAGCUUCUGGACAGAGCUGCACAGUGGCUACGAGUUAUGCUGGCCAAUACAUUAUGCAGGGCUUCUCCGGAAUGAGAAAGUGUAUCAUAUAUCUAGUUGCUCCUUGUUUCACCUUAUUACCUAGUUUGAUAAUUUGCAGCAUUGGUGGUACUUUACAUGUGCAUGGAGUUAUCAACAUAGCUGCGAUCAUAUUAUCAGUUGUGCUGCCAUUUGCUCUAAUUCCUCUUAUCAAAUUCAAUAGCAGCUGCACAAAUAUAGGACCAUACAAGAAUUCAACAUCUAUUAUCCGAAUUGCGUGGAUACUGUCAUUGGUGAUUAUUGGAAUCAAUAUCUAUUUCUUCUGCACUAGCUUUGUCAAUUGGCUUGUCCAUAGCGACCUUCCUAGGGCUGUCAAUGCAGUAAUUAGCACCCUUGUUUUCCCUUUCAUGGCGGCCUAUAUUGCUGGUCUGAUCUACCUGGCUUUCAGAAAAGUUAAUAUCUCUACUCCAUUCCCGACCAGUUCAGUUUCUUGUGAGAUUGAAGUUCAACACAUGCAAAUACAAGAGAAGAAUGAAGAAUUAGGCGUACAUUUGUGAAUAGAAAAAGAUAACGCGCUCUGUCCAUGUAAUUCUUCUAUGGACAUGCAUCAAGUUGUUAAUGUAGCUUGUACUGAAAUGGGGCUUCAAUUAACUGAAGAUGUAUAUAGCUCGAAAUCAUUUACAAAUGCUGUAGCUAGCAACUGUUUGUAUGUAGCAAAAUUUUCCUA